CCCGAACUCGCCAUAAACCACUCUUGCCGCGAGUGCAUUCCCGACGUGUGUUCCGUGAUCGCGUUUCGCCCGGUCUCCUGAAUGCCGCCGACACCGAUUAUCAUUCUGUAGACUCUACGGGCUAAACAGUUGGCCGGUUAUAAAAAAUCAGUUCUAGGCUGUCUUCCCAUGGUUAUUCCCUCGCUCGUGGCGAACUCCAGACAUUCGAAUCCCGUUUAAAACGUCCUGGGACGUUGCACUACUAUCGCCGUUAAGCGAUGCUUUCCUCCUCGAUCGUCGUCCGGCCGCUCGCGUAACCCGCCGACCCGGUCUGGACCAACUUCGGUUUUGUACGUCAUGAUCUGAUAUCUGGACAAUACGAAAAUAUGACACCGAAAUCGUAGUCGAGAUUUGAAUUAAUGAAACACGGGUAGGUAAUGUGCAUUGAUUUUAGGAAUGCUAUUAUUACUAAUUAGGUACUAAUUAGUAUUAAUAAUCGGUGAAAAGUAAACAGCUUUAUUAAAUCUGUAUUAUAAUUUAUUAAUUUUUUUUUUUAACUACCUAUAUAUAUUAUAUUUUCCUUUUUUUUUUUUAUAUACAAGAUUUAAAUGUAAAGUCAAACCAAUAGUGAAACUAGUCUUAUUUAAAAAACCAUCUGACAUCAACAAUUAUUUUAAUUGACCAAGUCAUAAAAUAACAAAGCUUGAAAAGCGAUUCCAACUCUGCAAACCAGAAGUACAAUAGUCAAGUACCUACUGAGUAAGUAUUUAUAAGAAGUUGUAUUAAUUACAAUUAGGUGUAACUAUAGAACGGCCGUCCUCAGACCCUACUAAGAAACAUUAAUGAUUUUUAACAAAGAUUUUCACAUAUAUACACCAAUUGUUGUCCAAUUUCAGUUAACUUUUUACAAGUUUUUCCUUCACAAGCAAAAGUACUGCAACAAAAUCUAAACUGUUAAAAUUCUAAUUUUCUAAAAAAAAAAAUACAUAAAUAAAUAAUAUUCCUGGGCAAAAUUACCCAGGAACUGUAAGACUUGUAAUCUUACCUUAAUACUAACUUACUCUUAAUAGUUACUUAACUUACUCUUAAUCUUACUCUUAAUACUAACCUUUGUAUAAAUAAGUAGAUAUGUUUUUGGAAUGAAAUAUUCAAAUAUUUGUACAGUUGUGUCUAGUUAUCUUUUUACAACUAGGUAGCCUUUUAUUUAUGACUUCUUUGAAAUAAAAAAUUAUACAUGUAUACACCUAUACAUAGUUCUUACCUACAUAUUAUGCAUGUUCAUUAGAUUUACAUCUUCUUUUAUAAUAUAAAAAAAGAUCUAGUAUUUUAGUUGAAUAGUUAAUUUCAUUUCAACUACCUAUACUUAUUUUCUACAUAAUACAAUAUACUGUCCUUAUUAUUUACGUAAAUAAAGAUAUUAUUAUUAUAUUCACUUAAGUUUAGAUUAUAUAAAUAUACUUAGGUUUAUUUCUUAGAAAAACUAAUUAAAUAAUCUACAAAAAAUUAUCUAUAAACAAUUUUAUUAUAAUUUAAUAUUUAGUCGUAUCAGACCUAUUGAAAAGUUGAUCAUUUUUUUUUUCAAGAGGAUGUUUAUAUAAUAAUUAUUUCUUUCUAUUAUGUAGGUACAUACUAUCACACAAUUUCUUUUCAAAUUGGUAAUUUUAUUUCUAUAUUAUUUGAAUUAAUCAAAUGCUAUCUAACAGUUAUUCUAUUAAUUAUUACUGAAAAGAAAAAGUUUAACAUCCUAUGUAUUAUACAAGCAUAGGUAUAUUAUAACUUACAAAAUAUUUUUUAUGUUUUGAACUACAGUCAAAUCACAAUUGCAUUAUAUUAGGAUCAACUGAAUAAAAUACUAGAUAUUAUUGAAUUUCUUUUGACAAUUAUUUAUUCUGAGUAUUACUAAUUACUUUUGUAAUUUCUUUCAGAUUUAUGUUAGGUAUUACUAUAAUACAUUACUGUAUUAAUAGUUUUUUGAUAAUUCAAAAUUUCCAAUAAAUUAUUACCAAUACACUUCAGUUAUCUUGAUAACUUAAAAAUUCAGUUGAUAGUUUAUGUUUUAAUUUAAUUCCCUUAAAGUUUGAAUUAUGUACUCUUAUAAGUUAUACUUUUUUUAGUUACUAAAAUGUUGAAUAAUAGCUAAUAAUUUAAUUAUAAUACUAGGUACUAAACAGCAACAAAAGGAGAAAUGAGAAGAGUAAUUCUAUGGUAGUGUUUAUGAUACAGACCAAAAUAAUAAAUGUUAUGCUGUCAACCUCUUAAUUAGAAGUAAUUAAAUUGGUUCACUUUCUGUUAUUUACGCUUAAAAUAUGCAUGAUUUGAUAAUAUUUCUUAAAGUAUUUCUAAACAAACAAAAUUAAUUUUAUAAAAAAAAUAUAUGUACACACUAGUCUCAUGAAUAAUAUUAAUUAUAGUUAUUUAUUUAUUACUUCAAUCAAUGUUUUUUCUAUAGUCUAUUAAUAAAUAUUGUUUAUACCAAUAUGUGUUAGUUUUCUAGAGUAAGUACGUUAAAAAAUCUUAAUUCUAAAAUAAAUAAACACUAUGGUUUAAAUAUAGUUUUUGUUUGAAGUUAAAUAAUUAUAACGAUUACACUUAUUCGAAACUUGGUAUGCCGUAUCUGUUUAGUAACAGAUGUAUAAAAUUGUCUCUUUUUAAAUUUUUUAUAAUUAUAAAUAUAAUUUUACUGUAUUCUUACUGAAAAGCCUUCAGCAUAAUAAACAAUUAUAGUUUCACAAUUUAAACAAAUAAAUAAAUACCAACAUUACAAGUACAUUUUGAAAAUAAUUUUGGAUGACCUUUUAUCUUAAUUUAUAAUAUUGUAAUGAAACUGCUAUGGCAAUUAUCAACUAUUAUUAUAAUUUUAUUAAUAAUUGAAUAGUGAUAAUUUUUAUAAUUUGUCAUUAUUUGUUCUAAAUAUAUUAUAUUUUUUUUUUUUCAAAUCAAGUUUUAACAUUCUAUUUCUUCUGUUUUAUAUAUCUAUAUACAUGUUUGUAGUUUGUGAAUAUGGAGGUCAUGAUUUCUUAAUAUUAAUAAUAUUAAUAUCCUUGUGAUAUUGUAUGUGUCCUGCAUUUAAAUCAGUCUGUUUAUGUAGAAGCCAUACUGGGUAAUAAUCAUAUAAUGAAACCUUAUGUCAUAUCAGUUCAAAUACGCUUAAAUGCUUAAUAGCCUUGAGAUAGUAUUUCACACUUUGACGUUUUAUGUUAUAUUUUUUUUUUUAAAAAUGUGGAUAAUAAAAUAUCCGUAUCCAAAUAUAUCAACACUUUUAUGUAAAUUCAAAUAAAUUUUCUAAAAUAUGGCUUUACUCCAAGUAUUUGCUGUUUCUCUGUUUAUUAUUCCCAGAUACUCAAUCUAUCCCUAAGUAUUAGUAUAUACUAUUUGUCAAACAUUUUUUAAAUUUCUCUUGAAAUGUUUAAUUAGUUUUUAGGAUUUUGGUGAAAUAAAUUCAUUAUGUUGAUCAAAGAAUACCGUAUUCCACUUCCAUUGACUGUAGAAGAGUAUAGAAUUGCCCAACUUUAUAUGAUAGCUGUAAGUAUAAAUUUUUAUUUUUUAUCUAUAAUAUUGUUAUACUAACAAAUAUGUUCAAUUCAGAAAAAAAGCAGAGAUGAAAGCAAAGGAACCGAAAGUGGAGUUGAAAUUUUAGUAAAUGAACCAUAUGAAGGUCCUGGUCCUGGUGAUAAUGGAAAUACUAGUGGUGGACAAUAUACAAGAAAAAUCUAUCAUGUUGGAAGUCACAUACCGAGUAAUACUAUACAAUAAAAACUUUUUUGCAAUUUUAAAUUGAAUCAAAGUAUAAGUAAAAUUCAUGAAAAUAACUUGAUAUUAAAAUGUCUGCAGCUUGGUUUAAGGGACUAUUACCGAAGUCAGUGUUAGUUGUUGAAGAAGAAGCAUGGAAUGCAUAUCCAUACACGAAAACCCGUUAUACUUGCCCUUUUGUUGAAAAAUUUUCAUUAGAAAUUGAAACGUACUAUUAUCCUGACAAUGGAUCUCGUGAUAAUGUCUUUAAAAUGUCUCAAAGUGAACUUCGAAAUGUUUCUGUGGGUAUGUAUUAAUUUAUAAUAUUUAUUGAAUAUUAUAUUACAAUAUAAUAUUUUAUGAAUUAAUUUAGUUUAUUAUUUAUUUAAAGUUAAAUUGUAAUAAAAAUAUGUUAGAAAUUUUGAUUCUUAUAUAUUUAUAUUUCCAUCAGACUUAAUAGAUAUAGUAAAAGAUCAAUUGACCGGAACAGAUUAUAAUAAAGAUGAAGAUCCAAAAUUUUAUGUCAGUGAUAAAACAGGUCGAGGUCCCUUGCCUGAAAAUUGGAUAGCGGAGUACUGGAAAGAAUGCCAAGUAAUUAAUUACUUAUUAAUAUCAACACUUGAUACAAGUUAAAUAUUAAUUAUGUUAAUCUUGUUUCCAUUUUAAAUUAUUAAUUGUAGAAUAAUAGUAUGCCAACCCAAUCAGGAAAGUCUAUUAUGUGUGCAUAUAAAUUAUGUAAAGUAGAAUUUCGUUAUUGGGGUAUGCAAACAAAAAUUGAAAAAUUCAUUCAUGAAGUCGGUAAAUUUAUUUUUACAUUUAUAUGGUCAUUUAGUUUUUAAAAUGUGUGUUUUUUUAUUAAAGAAUAUUAAAUUUAAUUCAUAAAUAGCUUUGAGAAAAACUAUGGUCAAAGCACAUCGUCAAGCAUGGGCAUGGCAAGAUGAAUGGGUAAAUCUGACGAUGGACAAUAUUCGAGAGAUUGAACGAGAAAUUCAAGAAGCUCUUAAACAAAAAAUGGGUAGUAAUAGUAGUGACUCUGAAAUAUGUGAAGGAAAUAGCGCCAUUGAUGAUACAAAAAAUACUACCAAUCUAGCUGCCACAAUGGGUAGUAUUGAAAAAAGCGAUUUAGAAGUAGCUACACCUAUUACAUCAAAACGUAUGCAUGAUUCAACAUUAUAUUCUCCAGCACCGUGUGUAUCUAAUAGUUCUGAUGUAUCAAGCAGUGGUCCUCAACCAUCAAAAAACAUGUAAAAGUUAUAAUUUUUAUAAAAACAUCUAAAAUAUAACUCAUCUUUUUUUUUUUUUUAGGCGAAUACCCGUGAAAAACAAUUGGAAUAAUCCUAAAUCACAACUACCAUCACCAGGAUCUACUUUAAGUUUUGAUACUGCACCCAAUUGGAGAAUGGAAAGUUUGAUUCGAGAUUCUGAUUCUGAUUUAAGUAAUGAUGAUGAAUUUUUCGAUUGUCAAGGUAAAUAACAACAUUGAUUCUAGUUUUAUAAUAUUUGUUGAUUUUUGAAAAUAUAUUGGCCUAGUUAUUAGUAUAGUAUUUAUUGUUAUGGGCUAAUUUUUAUUAUUUAAAUUAAAAAACAUAUAUAAUUAGCUAACAUAUAUGCAAUUAUAUGAUAUAAUUAUUUUUUUUUAAAAAUAAAAUUUUAAAUUUGUGUUUGUUUUUAUAUUUUUAAAAGCUUUACUAGCCAUUACAACUCUUUGCUUCUAAAAUCAGUAUAUUCCAUUCUUUUCUUAAAUACAUAAUUCCUGUUCAGUUUCGUUUCCAUUUGAUCUUUUUUAAUUGGGUCCAGGGAUCUAUGCUUUGGUCAUCCCCGUGAUAUUUUCCGGUUUGCUGAAGGAUUUCUUGUCAUUUUUAUUCUUGUUUUUUUUCUUGAUUAACUCUUAGUCAUGAAGCUCUCAGCUUCAUUAGCUUGCCAGUCCUCAAUAAAUAGUGUCUCGGUAACAUCUUAUUAGAAACUACUAAAACACUCUAAAUUUUCUGUAUACACUAGGCCAGCCCUGAUUCAUAUCUCAUUUGUCCUUUAGGUAAACUCCUUAUUAUUUUAUUAUUAUUAGUUGAACACCUCCUGUAUCAGGGCAUCUAAAGCUUUUUUUUACUGUAACUGUUAGAAAAUUCUGAAUUUCGCUCAAAAUCCGAAUGACAACAUAUCACCCCUUGACUGGACAUAUUUCAACAGUUUUCCGAUCUCUUAAAACCUGUUCUUUCUAAUAUAUUAACAAGACUAAUUUGUAAAUUUCUAUUGUAAUCUGUAUUUAAACGUUUUCAUUUCCUCUAUUUUUCAAAUGUAUUUAUAGUAAAAACAAUUACAAUGUUCACAUAACAUUAGGUACAACUCUACAAUUAAUUAAAUUAGAUUACAUAUUAUAACAUUUAUUUAAAAAUAAAAAUACCAAUAAGUAUAUGUAAACAGAAAAAUUAUAAUGAAGAAAAAAUGAAGAAAUUAUCUUCAAAUGAGAUUGGAUUAUGUAAAGAAUUACAUUGUGUAGUGGAACGAGGCAGUAAAAUGAACAUGAUUUGAAUCAUAUUUAAAAUUAAUUUUGUGAUAGUAUUCAAAUAUGUAAAGAUAUGCAAUUUAGUAAAAAUUUAACUUCCAUUGAGAAAAGGUACAAAAAGAUACUAAUUAAAUUACAGGAGAUCUAAAGAUGAUUAAAAAACCAAGGAAAAUGUAAUGGUUAUUGACAUUUCAUGUCCUAAAAGUACACAACAAGAAGAAAAUGAUGAGAUAAACAUAAAUGUAGAACAGUGCUUCUCAAACUUUUUUGUCAUGGGGCCCCUUAAAUUUAAUGUAAAACUGUCAAGACCCCCUUAAUCAUAAUCAUUAAUUACUUUUUCUUAAUUAUAUACUAAAAUUACUUAUGUUCUCAGAUAAAUUAUUAAAAUGUAUAGUAAAUUAAUAUUUUUUAAAAUACUUUUGAAAACAACUUCAAUACUAUGUAUUAAACUUUAAAGAUUUUUUUAGUACAAAUAAAUUGAUAAUAAAUAUAAAACUUUAUAAAUAUAUCCAGUAAAAAUGAUGAUAAUUAUUAAUGUGACAGGCGGGCUUGUUUAUUUUUACAUAACAUAUUUAUGUCUGGUGUGACAUUUCACGGCCCCCCAAGUAAUAUAUCUACGGCUCCCAGUUUAAGUAGCACUGAUGUAGAAGACACUAUUUUAACGAAAAAAAAAAGUUUUUAAGAAUCUAUGAUAAAUGCCAGAAAAUAUUCAUUAUUUAGUAAUUAUAAAAAAUAAAAAAUUAAUUAGAUACCUUUUGUAUUUCUAAGUAUACUUUUUUUUCUAAUCUAAUUAGUUCAACUACACAAUUAUAGAAGCAAUCGUAAUUGUUUUUUUUUCUUAUAGUAGACAUAAAAUGAUUAAAUAGAUAUUUUGAUAAAUAGUUGAUUAACUAUUACUUUAAUCAUCAAAAUUUUAUUUUCAGAAACUCUACCAACUUCUGAGAUAGUUUCUCUCUCUAAAUGGAGCUCUUUGACAAUAUUAAAUGAACAAGAAGACGACUCUUCCAGUAUUCCUGAUAAAGAUGGUUAGUUUUUUAAAAUUUUGUGUUAUUAAAAUAAAUGUAUGAAGAUGACAAAAGUGUGUUUAUUAUUUUAUAGAUGAUAGUAUAUUUUCUCCUACCUAUAAAAAAUCAUCACCAUUCAUUCAACGGGGUCAUAGUGUUGAUACGUGUCCUGGUUCACCUGUAGUCAGUAAAGAAACUAAUUGUCAAAUAAGUACACUGUUAAUGAUUAUACAUUCUGGCAGCGUAUUAGGUAAUAAAAUGCCAAUUUUUAAUUUAAUACUACUAUUAAUAAAAAAAAAAAAUUAGAUACUAACACAGAAUAUAUUUUAGAUGCCAAUUCAGAUAUAAUGUCAAAAAAAUCAGAUUUCACUACAUUUAGAGGAGCGUUUGAAUCAGUCAUGCGACAACACUAUCCAAACAUGAUUGGUCAUGUUGCGAUGAGACUUAUUCCUUGUCCUUCUAUUUGUGCUGAAGGACUUAGUGUGUUAUCAAAGUAAUAUACAUAUAUAUUUGAAAAGUGUAAUUGAAAUGAUUUUAAGCCCUGAGUGAUUAUUUUUAGGUUAAGCCCUUAUAGUUUUGACGUGUCUCCGUCCGGCAUGGAGUGUACAAAUAUUACACAUGAUUCCGUUCCAAUAGGUGCUAUUCCAAUACUAUCUGGUUGCUCACAUGACUAUAAAGAUAUUGUAUCCAAUGUUAUCCGUAUGGCAAAUCAAAUAUAUCGAGAUUUCAUCAAAUCUGAUGAAGGAUUCGGGUUCAAUGGCCGAGUAUAUUUUAUAGGUUGGUUUUUGUACAAAAGUUAUUCAACUUAAGUACAUACUAUGUAUUGUUUAUUUGUUUUAUGUUUGUUUUUAAAUGUGUAUAUAUAAAUAGAAUUGUUAUCGAGGGUGUGCUUUUAAAAGAUUAAACUUCCAACUUCAACUUUACCAUCUAUUUGUAUGUUAGCAAAAGUUUGAUACAACUUUUUUGUUAAAUUCCUUAUCAUUAGCGAAAGGUUAUAAGAAAAUUAUUUUUACCUCUAUGAAGGAAAGGGUAGUAGAUUGUGAAAUAGAAGAGAUCGUAAGACUUGGUUAAUGUAUGUUUACAAAUCAUAAAUAAAUACAAAUUUAAUAAUAUUAACCUCAGUAACUCUGGCAACCAGAACUAUAAUUUUAAAAUUUUAAAAAUAUAUAUAAUAUAGUAAUGGCAACAAGUUAACUGAGAGAAAAUUUGACUCAAGUGAUAGAUAUUUGCUAUUCAUUUUUUUUAAACUAUAUUACCUCAAAUUUAUAAAUAUUAUUAUAUAGGAGAUUCGAUGGGUUCAGUAAUAGGAUAUGAUGCUUUGUGUAAAAAACAAGAAUCAAAUGUACCACCCGAUUCAAGUAGACAUAGCACACCAGAACACAUUCAUAAAAAAAUUGACAACGGUAACCAAAUACUUUUUUUUUUUUUUGAUAUCCUAAAAACUUUUAUAAUUAUAAUUUUUAUCUUAGACGAUUGCACUUCUGUGGCUAGUUUGGACUCUUCUUUUAAAGUUUUAGUUACUCCGCCUGUUAGAAGAAGAUCGUCAACAAGGUAUUUUCAAAUUAAAUUGCCAUUAGUUUUAUACUAAUAUACGAAUGUAAUCAUAAUAAACAUGACUGUAAACUUUAUUUCAGUGAUAAUAAUGUUUCUUUGGAUUUUGAAGUAAGCGAAAUGUUCAUGUUUGCAUCUCCUUUAUCGCUUGUACUAGCAUUUAGGAAAAUAUCAGCACACAAAUACGAUAAAUCUAGUAAGUUAAUAAAGUAUUUACUUUAAUAUGUAUGUAAGUUUAUUUUCAGUUUAACAUGUUUCUCUUUUUAUGCCUGUUUCAGCUUCAAUCCAACGUCCGGCAUUGCAACAAGUGUAUAAUUUGUUUCAUCCGUCUGAUCCUAUUGCAUCUAGAUUGGAGCCUUUGAUUUCUGCCAAGUUUUCGAUUUUACCACCAGUUAAUAUUCCACGAUAUCAAAAAUAUCCUCUCGGAACUGGUCAACCAUACUAUUUACGUAUGUAAACAAAUCAGUUUAAAAAAAUUAUUUUGUUAUUUUUCAUUGUACAAUCUGUUUUGUAUGUAGUCGAAGCAGUGCAAACAAACCCUCAAUUGUUCACAGAACACAACCAUGCUAGGCGUACGUCUGAGGCGAGUAUUUUGAGUACGGUAUCUGGAAUAGGCGAUACACUUCCAAUUCAAGCCAUAAGUAAAUGUGAGUUAAAGUUAAAAAAUUAUGAUUAUCAUAACUUUAAUUUCCAUUAUGAUUUUAGUAACGAAAAAAUGGUGGGGUACUAAACGGUUGGACUAUGCAUUAUAUUGCCCUGAAGGAUUGUCAAAUUUCCCUACCAAUGCUUUACCUCAUAUAUUUCAUGCUAGCUAUUGGGAAUCUUCAGAUGUCAUUGCAUUUAUUUUAAGACAAGUAAUGACAAUAUAAUGUUCAAAAUAUGAUUGAAGUUGGUGUUAAUAAAUUUGUUUUUUCAGUUUGCUGUUUUUGACUAUAACAGUUCAAUUGGAAAUGAAGAAAAAGACGAGAUAGCUAAUUUCAGUCCAAGUCAACCACGUGAAAAAUGGCAAAGAAAAACAACUUUCAUUAAAAUCAAAGUAAACAAACUUUACAUAUUAUUAUCAAACAUUAUACAUUUAUGGUAUUUGUUAUUGUGCUACCAAACAAGUAUUUAUUUAUGUUUAUAAUCAUAUACAGAAUUCUACUGCGAGUCAUCGCGCCAAUGAUGUGAUUAUCCGUGAAGGUUUACCACAAACAAUUAGUGCUCGUUUUAUUUAUGGACCAUUUGAUAUGUUUUCGCUAGCUGGUAUUUAUUUAUUUAUUAACAAGUCAUUAAAUAAAUAGUUAUAUUUAUGUAUUUAUUGGAAUUAUAUUUUUAUAUUUUCAAAGGGGAAAAAGUUGAUAUCCAUAUAAUUAGAGAAUCUGGUAAUGGUGAAUGGACGCAUUUAUCUACAGAAGAUUCGGAUAAAAAUGGACGAGUUACGUACACAAUACCCGAAAAUAAAUCUCUUGGAUUUGGAAUUUAUCCUGUUAAAAUGGUUGUGAGGUAAAUAUUAUUAUAUAUUUGUUACAAUUUCAACACAUGUUUUGGUUAUUUUAAAUUUUUUCAGAGGAGAUCAUACAAGUGUUGAUUUUUUGUUAGCUGUUGUACCGCCUCAAACUGAAAUUGUUGUCUUUAGCAUUGACGGUUCAUUUUCUGCUAGUGUCUCUGUUACUGGUCGCGACCCAAAAGUUCGACCAGGCGCUGUUGAUAUAGUGAGGUGAUGUAUAUAAAGACAAUUGUUUUAUCCAAGUUGUGUAUUUUAACACACUUCUUAUUUGUUAAAUUUGAAUGUUGUGUAAUCAGAUGAUGAUGAUGAUGGUAAUUUUAAAUUUUUAAAAUGUAUGCUAUUUAUAUUGUUGAUAUUUACUGUAUAUCAGUAGGUUCAAUCUUAGAUCAUAUAAUAUAAAAGUUCAAUACUUCAUAAAAUUUGAAACUUUUUGAGUAGUAGAUAACUAAAAUGUAAUUUUCCAGACACUGGCAAGAUUUGGGAUAUCUAAUAGUAUACAUUACUGGUAGACCUGAUAUGCAACAGCAACGUGUCUUGUCCUGGUUAAGUCAACACAACUUUCCACAUGGACUUGUUUCAUUCGCUGAUGGCCUUUCUACAGAUUUUUUAGCACAUAAAAUUACAAUGCUUAAGAGUCUUGUACAGGUAAAUUAAUAGUGUAAUAAUUGUCAUAUAUUAAUUUUAUUUCAUAUAAAUUUCAUUUCUUGUUUUUUUUUUAUUUCCAGGAUCAUAAGAUGAUUAUACAUGCUGCUUAUGGAAGCAGUAAAGACAUAUCUGUAUAUAGUGCUUUGGAUCUGAAACCUAAACAGAUCUUUAUUAUAGGCAAAGUGGGCCGUAAACACCACGCUAUGGCUACCGUGUUGAGUGAUGGUUAUGCUGCACAUUUAUCUGCUUUACAGUGUCAUGGAGGAUCUAGACCAGCUCAGGGAAAUGCUCGAAUGCUAUUGACUUCACGCGGACGAUUCGGGCACAAUGCUUCUAUGAGGCGUAGGAGGUGUGUAUUUUACGUAUUUCUGUAUCAAUAAUAAUUAAUUCAUAAUGGAUUUAUGACAUAUUUUUUCUUUAUGAAAAUUAAACUUCUAAUUUAUAAAUUAAUUAACAUAGUGUUUAUGCUUUUAUUCGGGAAAAGUCUAUUUAUAAUAGUAUAUUUCAGUAAUAAUAUUUAUCAAAAAUAUGGUUUGCAAUUUUGUUAACAACAAGUUAAAUUAAGUGUUAAAUCAAAAUAUAUCUCACUGUAUUCAAAAAACAAGUUCACUUUUUUAAAAAUAAAAAGAAAUAAACAAAUUUCUUCUGAAUAAAAAAAUAAAAUAAAUAAUGGCUGCUCUUAAAAUUAUCGUUACAUAAACUUGUCUUAAUCAGGUGUCCAGAGAAGAGAUCUGGUGAUACACACGGUUCCAAUAAUUGAUCAAUACUUGACCGCAUAUUAUGGUGCAAGUAAAUGUCAGGUAAACAAUCUGAGUAUGUGUUUUGUGUGGAACAAAAUUUAAUAUAUUCGUAUUUCCAAUACAUGUACUUGAACUGUUAAUGAAAAAAAAAAGUUUUUAAAAUAUGUGCACACUCUAGUAUACCUAUUUCUUUCUUGCCCCAACCCAUGCUUUUUUUUUAUAUCCAUCUGAAAUAACUGUAGUAAGAAUUACACUGGAAAUGAUCAAUACACCUAUAUUUUUUUUCAAUUGUCUUGUUUUUCAUCCUUUUUAAACCUAUUAGUAUGUUAUACAUUGUUAUGCUUAUUAUUUCUGCACCUUCAUCAUGAUAAUAUUAUUAUUACUAUUUUUAAUGUGUUGAUUGAGGGCAGUCUGUAUCUGGACUAGCACCUUCAAAACUAUUUUACAUACCAUUACUCUAUGUAUGUUUUGUACAAUAAUUAAUGAAUUAUUCAAUUUGAUUUUAGCUAAGUAUUUUUUUUUUUUUCUAUUCUCUUUUAACAGGUCUGCGAAAAGGACAACGUCAUUCCCACUAUGUUCACUGACCAGAUCCACUAGCCGUAACAGAUAUGAUAACCUUUGAUGUUGUUCUUGGUCGUGUUUUCAACGCCAUUCCUCUGAUGGUUCCUGAUGACAGUAGUGUGAAUGACGUCUGCGUACAUGUACCGAAAGAAAAUUUGUUACGAUAAUACUAUUACUGUUGCCGUUAUUACUAUUGUUAUUAUUAUUAUUAUUAUUGUUAUCAUUAUCGUCCUUAUGAAUAUUAUUAUAUUAUUAUAAUUAACUACCCCACUUUAAUAUUUUAUUGUCCUGUUUGUAUUUUUAUUGUAGGUUUUGAAAUUUGUAUAUCUAUGUUAUUUAAUAUUUAUUAUUAUUGUAUCGUUACCAAUUUAGCACAUUCCUAUUUUUUUUUUUUCGCGAUUUUAUUUCAUUUUCAUUCUGUACAUAAUAUCAUAUAAAUAUAUAUAUAUAUAUAUAUAUAUACAUUUUAAUAAUCAUAAUUUCUAUUUCAUUGUUAUUAUUUUAACUAUAUAAUAAUAUUAUUAUCUUGUAAUAAUUACUGUACAGAUUUAAUUUUCGUUAAACAUGAGAUAUUGUAUCUUAACAAUCAUCAAAAGGCUGUGCCGAGCAUAUUGACAAUGUUCAGUACAAAAUCUAAGCUUCUAAUAAUAUUAUUGCCUUUAAUAUAUAUAUAUAUAUAUAUAUAUAUAUAUAUAUUUUUUUUUUGUUUUAUUAUUAUUUAUUAUAAUAGGAUUAUUAUUAUUUUGAUUUUCUUGUUAAAUUUUCAAACUGCAAUUAUUAUUACUAUUCAUCUCAACGAAGACAUUUUAUACUUGUUUAUAGUCUUAAUAUUUUCUAGUCUAAUGUGUUGAUCAAAAACAAUUUUUUUUUUUUUCGUCAGAUAUGUCAGACCUGUAUCAUAUAUAAUCAAAAUAUCUACGAAUGAAAAAUAAUAUUUUUGCGUAAAAAAACGAAUAUGUGAUAUUUUUUUUUUUUUAUUUUUUUUUCAUAAUAUUGUUGACUGCCCUAGACUAAUCAAAACUUAAUGUAAGUUUGUAUAAUUAUUAUUGUCAAAGGUUACAUUAAACAGGCAGGCACAUUAAGUUUCAUUGAUUUGAGUCUUCAGGCUCGUGUGAACCUCAAUUUAAUAACUUUGUGUCUGACCAAAGAAAAUGCUCUAGACAUUUACUACACGCUAUAAACAAUAUAUUUUAAAGUUAUCACCGUCUGACUCAAAUAUUAUGAUGCUAUAUUAUAUGAUUUAUCAAAAUAACUGAAUA
This is a messenger RNA of Cinara cedri, 13457 nucleotides long. NCBI's taxonomy places the organism in Eukaryota, Metazoa, Arthropoda, Insecta, Hemiptera, Aphididae. The record is from the annotation of a GenBank genome assembly.